AUGGAAGAUGAAAGAAUUCAAGUUGCGAUAAGAAUUCGGCCAAUUGCCGAUUCUUCUUCAUCCGAUAAGAGAAUUAUAGAAAAAGUUACGCCAAAUACGCGUAUCGUCGAUGGUUGCAUGCAAGGUUACAACGGUACAUUAUUUGCUUAUGGACAAACUGGUUCUGGCAAGACCCACACAAUGUUGGGUCCAAACGGUGGAAAAAUUCUGGCCAAUGAUUUAUUUGAACAGCGUGGAAUAAUUCCUCGAUGUGUUGAAUAUUUGUUCCAAAAUUUGAACGAUUUAUUGCGAUGUACUUAUGUGCAACUAUAUCAGGAAACAUUUUUUGAUUUGAUGAAUCCAAAAUUUUCUCGAUUAACGCUUAGAACAGGGUUUGAUGCUGAAAAUUAUAUGUUAAACAAUGGUUGGGAAAAUCGACGUGUUGCUGGAACUUCAAUUAAUGAAGUCAGUUCGCGAUCGCAUGCUAUUUUUACUCUUAGGGUCAAGAUGACUUGCGCUGUCAACGAUAUAACUACUAUCAAAAAUUCAGUACUCAAUCUUGUUGAUUUAGCAGGUAGUGAGCGGCAGAAAUAUUCUUUAGUAAGAGGCGAACGUGCAAAGGAAGCAUCCAGCAUUAACACUUCAUUAUUAGUACUUGGUCGUGUGAUUCGUGCUCUCACCGAUACGGAAUAUAAAGCGGGAUCUUAUGUGCCUUACAGAGACUCGAAUCUCACUUUUCUGCUCAGGAAUUCCAUUGGUGGAAAUACCCGUACAUGUGUUGUCGUCACUUUGCAUCCUAAUGAACGAUUCUGUGAAGAAACUAUUUCUUCUCUCACGUUUGCUUACGAAAUGAAAAAGGUUAAAAACAAGACAAGAGUGAACGAAGAUUUAACUGGUGAAAAUAUUGUUGCAUGGAAAGCUGAAAUAUUGCGGUUAAAAUCCGAAUUGAGCGCUAUGACAGGUUAUUCUCAAAAUAAUGCAUUUUUGUAUUAA
Messenger RNA from Dracunculus medinensis (Guinea worm), 972 nucleotides. The record is from the annotation of a GenBank genome assembly. Lineage: Eukaryota; Metazoa; Nematoda; Chromadorea; Rhabditida; Dracunculidae.